UCGGGGAUCCGCGCCGGCCAUGGAGCCCUCGCCCAAAGACGGCGAGAGCGCGGCGGCCGCCGAGCCCGGCCGGGGCGGCACGGCCCCUUCCAGCGGGGUGGUGGUGCAGGUCCGGGAGAAGAAGGGCCCCCUGCGCGCCGCCAUCCCCUACAUGCCGUUCCCGGUGGCCGUCAUCUGCCUCUUCCUCAACACCUUCGUGCCGGGGCUGGGGACGUUCGUGUCGGCGUUCACCGUGCUGUGCGGGGCGCGCACCGACCUCCCCGACCGGCACAUGUGCUGUGUCUUCUGGCUGAACAUCGCUGCUGCUCUCAUCCAGAUCCUGACGGCCAUCGUGAUGGUGGGCUGGAUCAUGAGCAUAUUUUGGGGGAUGGACAUGGUCAUUCUUGCAAGCUACAAGGAACAGGGGAUCCCACAGCAGCUGUAGUGGCUGGGACAAGUAUGGUCAGAGAAACACGGCGACAGAUUUCCUUUGGCAGCCGUGGGCCACGGACCUUUUCAUUACCCUUUGUCUCUCUUCUUCUCCCUUUUGUUUUGUUUGCCUGUGUUUGCCCRCUUCCCCUGCCCUUCCAGCGGAGCGGAGAUGCAGAGCAGCCGGCGCAAACUUGCACUGAUGCCCCCGAGCUGCGGAGAUGAGGCAAGCACGGCUUGGCUUAGGACUGGUCCCGGCCAGCAGGCGGUGGGCGACCGACGAGGAGGACGAGGGUGCCAGGACAAGGAAACGCCCUUGGUGAAGGUGGCACCUGGGCAAGCAGCUGAACCGAGGGAGUGGGAGAUGCUGCUCUCUCUCUCCUCCCAGGGAAGGUCGCUGAAGACGUUUUGCCUCCUUUUUCUGCUCGCUGUUAAAGGACACUGGCUAUGAACACCAAAUGCCAAGGAGCUAUUCGCAGAUACAUGUGCAGGAUGUAAAAGCAAACCAGUGGUACUUUUUUCCCACCCCGAGAUUCCAUCCUUGACUGCUCUCCAGCAGUGGAGGGUUCCCCCAGCCCCUUCUGCUGUCURUGUAUAUAUGAUGUUCACCGAAGCUCUGUCCCCACAGAUGUCUUGAGAAACGUGCUUGCUGUAAAUGGUAUUGUACCGCUGAAGUGACAGGGGCCAUCCCCUGCUUCCAUCCGCUGCCACCGUGCAAAGACCGGAGCUCCCACCAGCCCGGGGGGCACUUUUCCUAGCACAGCACUGGUGUCCUGCAGCACCUCGCCUCUAGGGCGGCCAGUACAGCCCUGUGCUGCCAAAAGCCUCUCGUAUAAAACAAUACUGGGGGAGCCAAAGGAUGAGACUUUUCCUGCCCCUGAAAGGGCCUUGCUGGCAGUGUCUCCAUGCUUUGGAAACGGACCCCAUUGGAGUGUGCCGAGUGCUCCUGGCUGAAGCAGCGUCCCAGCUUGGCUUCCCCGGGGUAAAAUUAACCAGCCAGUGCUUUCACACCUCUUUCUGAAGCACCGMAGAGGGGACAACAGCUUCACCUCCACCAGGGCUGGAUAACUAACUCCCCUCCAUCUUUUGGGAGCUGUGCCAUGACCGCUGCUGCCAACCAGCCCUGCCUUCUCACCAGCACAGCCAGAGGUUACAGCCCGGAUCCCUUCAUCUGGUCCAGAGUGCAUGGCACAUGGCUAUCCCAGCACCAUCACCUGCUUUAUCAAUGUACAUGUUUGACAUGCAAGUGUCACAGCUAAAGAGUGAUAGUGGGUAACGAGGAAUAAACGCUGUUGUUUCACCCCCAUCUGCCAGCAACACAGAAUGUUCUGCUGCUCCUUUCUGAUUGUGAAAACCAGGUUCAUAAAAAAAAAAAAAAAAGGGCUUUAAUGAAAUAGUCUCUUGGUACUUGAACCCAGCUGGGCUGAACAAUUGAUUCACUACUCAUUGGAAAGCAGUUCCAGGUAGGAACCAACCCAAAUGUGUAGCCAGUGAAAAACCAGCUUUAUUGUGAAUCGGCCCAAGCAUUGCAACGCAGAGCACAGUAACACUUUUUCCAAGUUCAUUGGGGUUGCCAAAUCCAUAUUUACCAUGGAAAAGGUGCUUUGGCAGGUGACCCCCACCCUCCCAGCCCUUUGCCCGGUUUGCCAUACUUGCUGCAGGGGCUUGGCAUCGCUCUCAGCCGUGGCAAUCACAGCCAGGCAGGUCAGUGGGGCUUUGUGGCAGGAGCAGCUCUGCACACACUGCCAUGGGGUCAGGAAUGUUAGAUGUGAGAGCUGACUCUAUCUGUGCCACAUCCCUUGCUUCCCAUAAAAAAAACUGCCUGCCCCUUCCCAGUGCACUGACUGUCACACAUUUUACUACAGACUUUCCAGUUCCUUGUCAUAAUCUUGCCAUGAAUACUGAGCUGAGCUCUGAGGACAGGAAGCUGGAGAGUCACAGUCCCAGUAUUCUCCAGGUUAUGUUCCACCCCAGCCUUGCCUCCUGCUUCUUCUGGGUUGACCCUGCAGUUCACACACAUGCACACACUCCAGACAGGGUGCAUUUUAUUGCUACCCAGCCCAAACUGCACUCACUGCAAAACACCGCCGAGAGUUUUCCUUGACACCUAAAGCCCAGGUACAAGGAGACCCAUGGGCUUGGUUAGAUCUGACAUUCCUCCCAGGAAAAAGCAAUGUCUUCUCACUACUCAUUGCUAACCACAGUGUGGCAACACAGCCCUGUAUUUUCCAGCUUACUUUGCUUCACGCUCACACACACGAUGCACUUCAAAGAAUUGCAGAAAUUUAUUUCCCAAACUGACACUCAGCAUUCCCAUCCCUCUGUGGGAGCAGCAUGCUGCAAAACCCCAGGUCACCAGUGGCAGCAACUGCACCAGGGUUAAUUACAGUGAAUGCCACCAGAGCUCAUGUCACUCACAAACCAUCCUUAUUACUGUUGCUAUCUGUAUAAAUAACUAAAAWUCGGGCUAAAAUUCAAGUUCUGCUUCUCUUGCACCCACUCACUGGCCACAGGGAAGCAACAAUGCCCUGUUCCCACUGCUGCAAUGGUGCAGUGGGAAGUGAAGGCUUCAUUUAGGCUCUAGGAAUGGMAAGGCCAGAGUAGCUGACUCCAUCUUCCAGCUCUAAGAAUGCUUCCAGCAGGCAGGUGAAGGGGAAUGGCACAUCUUGGCUUGGGAUCAAAACAAGGAYUCACCUCCACCAGCACAGCCUGGAGGUGAUGGCAGUGCUCCCCCAAACACCCAGCAGGUGACCCCACCCUGACCCACACCCUCCUUCACUCAUCACACACAGACAUGGGCGCUGUUCCCGAGGCUGGGAGGGGAUCGCUGGCUCAAAUCCGUGUUCUCUUUGGUUUUGGCCAURCACGGGUGCAUCGGAUUUUUUCACCCUAGGAAGGAGGGAGCAGUGCCCUGCCAAGCUGUGCCAUUUGCACCUUGCUGGUGAGCCCACCUUUCGUUUCAUACUGGAGCCCAAAYGGAGGGGUUGCAGAGGACCAUUUGUAUGCCUAUUUAUAUCACCAAGUGUUGGAUUGUGACUUCUUGUGUUUUGAUACUGUGGAUAUUUUUUUUUAAAGUUAAAUAUAYUCUAUUGCUGGACA
This is a messenger RNA of Malurus melanocephalus (red-backed fairy wren), 3507 nucleotides long. RefSeq names its product stum, mechanosensory transduction mediator homolog (gene STUM). The transcript has 4 exons. Bases 20 to 424 code for a protein of 134 amino acids. The record is from RefSeq and is a predicted model, not a curated record. NCBI's taxonomy places the organism in Eukaryota, Metazoa, Chordata, Aves, Passeriformes, Maluridae.